Plodia interpunctella (Indianmeal moth) is the source of this 2528-nucleotide messenger RNA. RefSeq lists its product as uncharacterized. Bases 136 to 819 code for a protein of 227 amino acids. NCBI's taxonomy places the organism in Eukaryota, Metazoa, Arthropoda, Insecta, Lepidoptera, Pyralidae. The transcript is spliced from 3 exons. The record is from RefSeq and is a predicted model, not a curated record.
UCUUACACACUGGCCACUCGACUGCAAGCCACCGCGCGCGGCUCUCGCGUCUCGCAUUUUGAAAUCGAUUGAUCGAUUUCACAGACGAUGAGGACAUCCCUAGUGCUGUGAUUUUGUGUUCGAAUUUUGAAUUUUAUGUUCGGAAAUAUGUUUUGGUUUUUGGUAGUCAUUUCGUGCACGCUCGCGUCAGCAGAGUAUAAUUACUUCGCAAUACCCCAAUCGGCAGCGUCGGAAGCCCAAAUCAAAUUCGCCAUAGAAAACAAAUAUGAUGACACCGGACCAGGUGCGAAAGAGAGGGAGACAGCAUAUAACACAUACAAGAACUUAGAUGAAGCCCUGCUCAGCUAUCUGGACGAUCCGGACACAAAAUUGCCAGAGUUUGAAAAAGCAGUGGCUGUAAGCAAGUUAUUGAACACUAACAAAUAUACCAAAGCUCAGUAUCCAUUUUUACCAAAACACAGCUUAGGUUUUGCCCACAAACCAUCGUUUGAAGAGCUAGUGGCUAAGAAAGGGUACUGGAAUUUCAAAGAAGGGAUUUUUAAUAAUAGGAUAAAUGAAGGAAGAAUCCCGUUGUUGAAAGGGCCCGUGAAUCUUGGAUUCAUCACAAGUAAUCCGAAGCCUGUGUCUCCAACUGCUCUGUACUCUCUCGUGUACGAUGCCAAUGUCAGACCGAGCAAGCCGUUCCCGGCUCCCUCCCAGGGCGACUUCGUGCGAGGAUACUAUUCCCUGAAGGGCGGCGACGGCAGGACCAAGAUCAUAGACUACGCUGUCAACCAUCACGGCUACACGGCAGCGGAGAGGAGCGACGUCACCAAAUAGGGUAUAAUGGGUAUUUUGCCACUGCCAUAUAAGGAAUGUUCUGGACUUAGUUGAAAUUGACGACAAUUCAAAUAAAAUUCGAAUGGUACCUAUACUAACUCACGUGGUAUGCAGUGGGAUUCCAACUUGGGAAUGUUAGGUUUCUCAACCGCCUUACAACAACCGGUAAUUGGAUUUUAAUAUAAUUUCGUAUUUUAUUGUUUUGUAAUCAAUUAACACACAAUAUCAAUCAAAUAUAAAUAAAUAUAGGUAUAAGAACCACUAUACCAUAUAACUGCAAUCUGCAAUAUUUUAUAUACAUACUAUAUACUAGGUACCUGAUGGUUACACCUAUCGUAAGUACGGUAUGAGGUACUUUUAUUUAAGUCUACAGACAGACAGUACAAUAAUUAUAGGGUGAUAAUACAAGAGUGGUAUUACAAUACCGUGGCCGUGGGCCGUGGUAGUUUGUAGCUUAUGAGAAAUAACUGUAAAUAUAAAAAUUGACGAGAAAAAGUGCCUGUGAAGGUCUAAUUUCUGAAUAAACGAUUUGAUUUGUUUUGAUACAUAAAUAUUGCGUACAUUUCGAAUUUUAUUUGAUUUAAGUAUAUAAAUAAAGUACUUAGGUAUAAAUAUAAUAUAAUAUGUACUUAGUAGGAAAGAUAAUUUAUAAUUUACAUUGGGCACAACACAGUAAUGUCUCGUCUAUCUAAACCUAAAAUAUCCCUACCUACCUGAAUAGGACAGUAAGAUUGUUUUAUUCUUGAGAAAUCUUCAUUUAAAAUGAUUUUCAUUUACAUGAUGACAUUGUAAUGACGACGACAUAUCGUGGAUGCAUGCCAUUCGAUGUGAUUGAUCUUCACGAUGAGGCAAAUCUUUUUUCCUGCUAAAAAUGUAUAUUAUUAUCCUGGUAUUACAUAUAGUUUAGUAUAAUUAUAUGGUUAGCAGAAAUAAAAUUAAAUACCAGUUAGUACAGUCAACCGUAUGUCAAGUUACCCAAAAUUGAACCCUAAUGUACACACAUGGCACGUACCUACACAAAUCAUUUCAAUAGCAAUAAUGACGAAUUAGGCUGGGGAGAGCUAUAAUGAAACGUGAAACUACCGAUUCAAUUUUAAAGAAGUACUUACCUAAUGGGUAUUUUGGAAAACACAUUCAAUUGCCACUCUACGCUAGGUACCUAUAUAGUGGCGAACAUCAACAGUGCGAUAGAGAGAGUUUGUGCUUAACCUAUUUUUUUUUUGAUAAAACGUUUUUCACUAAUUAAAUCGUAAUAAAUCUCUUUGAAUUUGGUCUCAAUCAUUUAUUUAUAUAAUAUUAUAGGCUUUUAAGUUUCGCUUUUUUAAUUACCUUCAAAGAUUUGUUUUUACAAUAAAAACGGCAAACUAAUUGCAGAAAUAAUGACCUUAAAACCUAAAACCUAAAUGAAUUGAGAUCGCAUCGCAUAGGUACCAAGGUUGACCUCAUUUUGUGCUAAGUAUGUAACUCAUUUGUGCUGUUAGUUGUAGUAUUUAAUUUGUAAUAAUUUUGGAUGAAUUCAUGUGCUGUUGACUGUACCCUACGAACAAUCCACCGUAGUGUUAUAACAUAGUCAUUUUAAGAAAUAGUCAUUCCCCUGUAACUAUUGAAUAAUUCGUAUUUUUUUUUACAUUUUGAUAUAAAAUUAAGUGGGUUUUUAAGUAAUAUUAUGAAUUUUAAUGUAUGAAUUUAAUAAAGAUAAUUUGAUGAGA